CGCCACCGGCCAAGGUUUCAGCAGACCUCACCAAAAUGCCAUCUCAAAUGGAACACGCCAUGGAAACCAUGAUGUUCACAUUUCACAAAUUUGCUGGGGAGAAAGGUUACUUAACAAAGGAGGACCUGAGAGUACUCAUGGAAAAGGAGUUCCCUGGAUUUUUGGAAAAUCAAAAAGACCCUCUAGCGGUGGACAAAAUAAUGAAGGACCUGGACCAAUGCCGAGAUGGCAGAGUGGGCUUCCAGAGCUUCUUUUCACUAAUUGCUGGGCUCACCAUUGCGUGCAAUGACUAUUUUGAACUACACAUGAAGCAGAAGGGAAAGAAGUAGGCAGCAUUGAACAGUACUCCCUCCCUGAUAAGAGUUCUCCCAAAGGGUCACUUAAGGAUCUGCCCCACAGCUUCCCCCUGUAUAACGACUUCUUGAGCUGAUGAGGACCCUAGAAUAUGUACAAAUAAAAUCCAACCCCCAUUAGACAAACAUAAAGAAAAGCCAAAGCCAGAUAAGCUUCUGAUUUUUAUAUUGCUUGCAUCCUUUUUCCCUCAAUAAACAAAUUCCUCUUUCAGUUAAAAAAAAAAAAAAAAAAAG
Messenger RNA from Manis pentadactyla (Chinese pangolin), 587 nucleotides. RefSeq names its product protein S100-A10-like. The transcript has a single exon. The record is from RefSeq and is a predicted model, not a curated record. Lineage: Eukaryota; Metazoa; Chordata; Mammalia; Pholidota; Manidae. Gene Ontology annotation, cellular component: cytoplasm. Bases 36 to 329 code for a protein of 97 amino acids.